Messenger RNA from Helianthus annuus (common sunflower), 1812 nucleotides. RefSeq lists its product as uncharacterized. Bases 1 to 1812 code for a protein of 603 amino acids. The transcript is spliced from 3 exons. The record is from RefSeq and is a predicted model, not a curated record. Gene Ontology annotation, cellular component: nucleus. Gene Ontology annotation, molecular function: transcription corepressor activity. NCBI's taxonomy places the organism in Eukaryota, Viridiplantae, Streptophyta, Magnoliopsida, Asterales, Asteraceae.
AUGGAUAGAGAUGUUGAUCAACGUGUCGAAUGGCUCCAUUCUGAACAAUAUUCUGCUGCUGGUAAAAUCUUUGGAGAGCCACAAAAGAUCGCGCGGGUUGGAGAUGAAUAUCAGGCACAAAUCCCAUCUUUGAUGACAGAAAGCGAGCGAUCCCAACUCAAGAAGGUACCCAUCUGUGAAUGUGGUCUGUCAAUUCCUGUCACAUGGGUUCACAGUCAACAUAAGAACAAGGAAGAAACCAUGGAUAUUGAAGCAAAUGCUAUGGGCUGGAAAACAGACAACGAUUUGGUUCCAGUUCCUUGUUCACAAACUGAAGAAUCUUGGAGCGCAAUUGAACAUGAUAGCUUUGUUCUUGGUUUAUAUAUAUUUGGUAAGAAUCUUCGUGUUGUGAACAAGUUCAUGGGGAAUAAAGGUAUGCAAAAUGUUAUAUCUUAUUACUAUGGGAAGUUCUACAGAAGCAGUGAACACCAAACAUGGUCAGUGUAUCGGAAGAAAAAAAUUAGCAAGUCCCUUCCUGGAAAAAAGAUUUUCAGAGGGUGGAGGCUGCACGAGCUUUUGUCUCGCUCGCUUUCUAAUGUAACCGAUGAGUGUAAAGCUAAGUUGACACAGGUCAUUAGAACGUUUGAGGAGGGUAAACUUUCAUUUGAGAAGUAUGUGUUCAGUUUAAGAGAUACAAUGGGCCUCGAUCUUCUUGUAGAAGCCGUAGCCAUAGGCAAAGGAAAAGAAGACCUUACAAUCAAGACCCAAACGCGAUUAAGCAGCAAAAAAGUAGAAUCUACUUGCUCUUCUCUUAAAACGGAAGAAAUUGUUGAUAUUUUGAAGGAUCGCAUUGGAUUAAGUAAAGCGCGGUUAAGUGAGUUCUUCUGGGCUGCUGUGUGGCCUCGUCUUUUAGCUAGAGGAUGGCGCUAUGAACAGGCUACAAACUAUGCGUUCCAAAACUCGAAGAAUCUAGUGUUUCUUGCACCUGGUGUGACAAAGUUUUCAAGGAGGGAUCUGGUCAAAGGAAGUCAAUAUUUUGACUCGUUGACUGAAGUGCUGAAUAAAGUUGCAUCUGAACCGCACCUUCUUGAACGCGAACCUGACAAUGAUGAACAAGAUUUGAUGAAAUGCACAGUUGUGGAUACCUGUUUGGUUGGGAUUGUUAAAGUCAGAGAGCUCACAAAUUUGACUGUUUCUAAACCUGCUGAUAUGCAAGCAUCAGCUAAUGUAUCUGGAGAAACUACACAUGACACAAUAGAAGAAUCUCAGAAUGACGAUGUGAAUCUUAACACAGUGGAAAAUACCAAAAUGGAUCCCUCUACAGACGAGCAACCAGAAAAAAAUCAGAAGUUGGUAUUCAAACGAAAAACAAAACGUCAAACUGUUGAUAAUAUUAAAAAUGAAAACAGCUGUGGUCCACAUGAAGACAUGGAAGAUGCUGCAUGUUCUCAGAAGAAGCGUAUGAAAAUAGUGAUCGACUUGAACAACCCACGAGCAGGUCCAGGUUCAGAUGAUGAUGAAAAACAAUCUUCUGCUAAGCAAUCAGUUUUAUCUGAAACAACCACCAACCAGAAUGACUCGUUGACUCCUCUUGCCAAUGGUCAACGACAGAGUAGAAGAAACCGUUUGUUGACCACAAAAGCAUUGGAAGCUAUUCAGAACGGAUUUAUGGACCCAAAAAAGAAGAGGAAAGAGCCGGAGGCGUGUUGGCAAGAAACUGUUGAUGCCAAAAACGGGGAGAAGCCCGAAAAACCAGAUAUGAUAGCCAUAGGAGCUGCAAUUGCAAAGAAAAGGACCGAUGAUAGAAGCAGGGGCGGAACCAGUGUUAUGUGA